ACCGAAUUGAAUAGGCAAAAACAUAAAAUCAAGAUAUUUAAAAGGUACUGAGAAUUUUUUAUUUGUAACCAAAACUCUUAGCAAAGAAGCAAACACUAUGGAGGCCAAGAUCGGCAAGUUCUUCGAUUCCGUUGGCUCCUUCUUCAGCGGCGGCGAUCAGAUCCCUUGGUGCGACCGCGACAUCAUCGUCGGCUGUGAGAGAGAAGUUGCAGAGGCUGGUGACUCAGAUGAACGUAAGAGUGAUAGCAUUAUGAGGUUGUCAUGGGCUCUUGUUCAUUCAAGGCAGCCAGAAGAUGUGCAGCGUGGGAUAGCCAUGCUUGAAGCUUCCUUGGUGAACAAUACAAGCAGCCCUUUGCAGCAGAGGGAGAAGCUCUAUCUGCUGGCUAUUGGCUAUUACAGAAGUGGUGCAUAUUCCAGGAGUCGGCAGCUUGUGGAGCAAUGUUUAGAGAUUGCACCUGAUUGGAGGCAGGCUCUUACCCUUAAGAAGGCUAUUGAAGAUAAAAUUGCUAAAGAUGGUGUUAUUGGAAUUGGCAUCACUGCCACUGCCGUUGGACUUAUAGCUGGUGGUAUUGCUGCAGCAUUGGCUCGCAAGAAGUGAAAUUUUAUUUUUAACAAUGUGCAUAAUGACCUGCUUCCAAAUUUGGCUUAUUUUAAUGGUUUUGAGUUCCCCAACCCCAUCCCCCCCCCCCCCCCCCCCCCCCCCCCAAAAAAAAAGAAUGUAUUAAUUGACUAUACUUAGAAUAUAAAUAAUUAUCAAAGUUUGACACCGUUUAUGUUAUGGAAGUAGGCUUUUUGAAUAUGAACUUGUAAAUUUGUGGAAGUAGGCUUUUUGAAUAUGAACUUGUAAAUUUGUGUGUGUGUGUGUAAGGCAUUCAUUUUCAAGUAUAUUGUGUUUUCUA
Quercus lobata is the source of this 899-nucleotide messenger RNA. It is a transcript of the gene BIGYIN, whose product is annotated as Tetratricopeptide repeat (TPR)-like superfamily protein. The record is from RefSeq and is a predicted model, not a curated record. NCBI's taxonomy places the organism in Eukaryota, Viridiplantae, Streptophyta, Magnoliopsida, Fagales, Fagaceae. Gene Ontology annotation, biological process: peroxisome fission; mitochondrial fission; autophagy of mitochondrion. Gene Ontology annotation, cellular component: peroxisomal membrane; mitochondrial outer membrane. Bases 98 to 598 code for a protein of 166 amino acids. The transcript has 5 exons. Gene Ontology annotation, molecular function: protein binding.